AUGAAAAUAAAGAAAACGCCACCAAAGAAGCUGUCCGUACCUAUACCGCCAAUCAAAAAUAUCAUACAACUUCUGACUGAUUGUCAAGAUGAAGAAAUACCAAAUGUAGUAGCCUCUAUCAGAGAAUGGAGUUACCCGCGAGGGGACCUGUUUCAUUGGAUUGGUGUUUUAAACCGAUUCGAUACGAUUCUUGAAAAUAUUUGCCAGAAAUACAAGUUGAAAAAACUCCAAUCGUCGCCGUUUACUACAGUGGAACAGAGUAUCUUAUUGGCAAUAUUGAAAUUUUCACGAUUACUGUUGGAAAAUUGUACCAAUAGAAAUCUAUAUAGCUCGUAUGAGCACCUAAAUGAUUUACUAAAUACGGCAGAUCUUGAUGUACUGGAGACAGUUCUUCGAUUAGUGCUUCGUCCUGCACAAAGACUCAGUAAUCAAAGAGCACUCCGAACAAACUUCUCAAUUUCCCAAGAUCGCAUUCUUACCUUAGCUCACGCUUGGGGCACUAAAGAAUACGAUCUCGGAAUGAAGGAUCUCGCCUAUGAUAAUGUCACUAUCCCGGAAGAACUAAAGAUCUUGACGUAUCAAUUCUAUCGUCAUCUUACACCUACUGAAGCUGCCACCGGGACAUCGAGUGAUACGAAAAAAAUUGACACAGCCACAGCAACGGCUGCUUCAACUACCGCCACAACCACCUCCAUUUCUAAUAAUACAUCAACAUCAUCACCAAAACAUAAACGGAAAGAGAGUACAGGUGGCGAGGGGAUCACGGUUAUCUCUGUUAGCAAUGCUCAUGAAUUGGGCGAAAGUGAUAUAGACAUUCUGAAAAAUGUUGUCGAAGAAUAUGAAGUACCUGAAGAAUUUCAUUUCGCUCUUUUAAAUCGAAUCAGAAUUGCGACAAAAAUAAAUAAUAGUGAAAAAAGAAAACAGUUAUUGAUAAUUAGGAUACUUGCCAUUGCUAUAAUGGCUCAUGUGAUCCCAGAACAUGUCGCACAAACUAAAUUAUUCCUAUAUGAACCUGACAUUGUUGCAAAUCUAGCGGAAUUGGUGCAUCCCGAACAAAAGAAUGCACCUGAAAAAAAGGAAAUUCAAACUGUUGCUUUUUAUGCACUUGACGGAAUUAGUCGUUAUCGUUCCAAAUUGGGUGAAGUUUUAAAUGCGAUAAAUGCAUCAGCAAAUCACGGUGUACUUUUAUAUCUAUUGCGCCGAGUAAUAGCUGAUCUUGAGAGCGAAAAUCCAAAAUAUCCACAAGAAUAUUUGGAUGCUUUAUUCGCGUUGAUCUCUUGCAUAAUCUCGACGCAAACAGGUGGAACGAUGGUAAUUUCCGCUGGGAUAGUGCCAACGCUCCUUCAAUUGCUACGUAACAAAAAAAAUGGACAAGAAAAGAACGUAACCAAAGCUGUUGUUAUAUUGGAUAGUCUUGUCUAUGGAUUCACCACAUCAUUCAAUACAUUUUGCAAUGCCAACGGUGUUAACAUCCUUGUUGACCGAAUCAAGGAUGAGGUUAAUUUUGACAUCGAAUUGGCUAAUGAGAUUCAAGGCAAUUCAAUGGAAGAGAUCAGAGCAAGUCGCUCAAUAUCGUCUACAUUUGGCACAAAAGACGAUGAAUUUAUUCUUCCCUAUGAAAGAUCUUCUUUGUUAAAAUCAAUGUUCAAGUUUGUUCUGCAUAUGAUGCAAACUUCUGGCACGGCAGACGGAUUACGUAAUUUGAUUGAGACGUCGUUGCCAGAGUCAUUGAACAAAGUUUUAGAUCAUCCAAUUUUCGGAAGCAGCAUCUAUUCUCUUGCUAUUCAUUUGAUGGCAACUUUUAUUCAUAACGAGCCCACGUCUCUACCUAUAAUGCAAGAGGCACGACUUCCACAAACUUUCUUGAGUUCAAUAAGCACAGAGAUUCCGACUUCAGUUGACGUCCUUCAACAAAUUCCUAAUGCAUUCGGCGCAAUCUGUUUAAACGCGCAAGGUCUAGAAAUGUUCAACGAAGCCAACCCAAUAAACAAAUUCUUUACAAUAUUCACAUCACAAGAACACGUUAGAUCCAUACAAGAAGGUGACAUCGCUUCUCAACUGGGAACAUCGAUCGACGAGUUAAUGCGCCAUCAUCCCAGCCUGAAACCGACUGCCAUGAAUGCCAUAAUAGAUAUGCUAAAACGUAUUGUUGAGAUUGGUCAAGGUGAUGUUGUGCCAAUUAACGAUGACAAUAGUAAAUUGCAUUAUGUGACUGCUGCUGGUGCAUCGACGAGUGAUGAAUCGGCGGUUGCUGGAACUUCACGCAUUGCCGAUGUCACGAUGACAGAUUCAACAACGGAGACAAAUAGUAAACCUGAAGAAAAGAAAGAUAAUUUUUUGGUUUCUCUUAUUGAAGUUGCUUCCAAGUUCUUGGACGGCCUUUUUCAAAAUUCAAGCCACUGCAAAGAUUUCCUAAAACAAAACGGGCUAGAUAUCAUUAUUAAAUUCUACUCUCUACCAACGCUUCCAUUCGAUUUCGGAAACACGCCAGCCUCAUAUGCUUUAUCGAAUUCGAUGCGGCUAAUUGCUGACGUCGAUUCAAAAAGCUUUGUUAAAUGUGUCAUAUCAGCACUUAAUACUACACUUCAGGAUGCCAAAAUCCUUUUGGAUAGUGAAAAAGAUGCUGUCAUUUUCGAUUAUAUUGAUUUGAAUGAUAAAAAUCCGGAGACAAUAGAAGCAGCAAAUAAAACAUUCAGGUCUCUGGUGACGUUGUACGGUCUAGUAGGCUUGUUAUCAGAUAUUUAUUACACGCCAGGAUUUUCACAUACCAAAAGUUCGCCUUCUGUGAUCGAAGCCUUUGUGGCAGAUAACGAAGUCUUGCCUGCGCUUGGAAAGCUUCAUCGGGUGUGUGUCUGGGAGAACGUGAUUCUAAAAUCCAAAGUUCCAAAAUCAUGGUACAGCACACCAAAUAAACUACGAAAAACAUUCUCAGUUGUUACCGAAUCUUCGAUAUUCGGAGUGCCGUCCUUAGAUGACGCGGAUAAAGAUACCACUCCUAGUGGUGCUACGGACGUAAAUGAACCACCAGUUGACCAAAGUAAUCACAAAGUUAAAAAUACAAAGGCUUUUAAAUUUUUGGUUUCCCAGAUUCCAUCGUGUCUUACACCUCUGUUUCAAGGGUUGACUAAAAUGCUGUUUAGUCGUAAAUCGCCUGAAGCCUACCAGAAAAAACAAGCGUUCAAAGUUUCUGAUACUAUUGCCGAAGUACUUCGUGACCAUUUAAUUUGGAAAAAUCAAGCAACUAACGAUAUCAACAAGUAUAAUUAUCUUUCUAGCAUGCUUGGCUUAUUAUCGCUUCUUUUUCUGGAUGAACGCAAUCAAAUGGCUCUUCAAACCAUGUUGGUAGUUUCAUUCGACAGAGUAGAUGGAAACAAAAUAAUCUUAGAUUUACUUCGUAAAUUCUGGGGAGAAGCCGAAGCAAUCCAAGCCCUGGAAGAUUAUACGCUCAAUCCUGAAGACGGAUCCAAAGAAAAACUCUCGCGAAUCCACGGCUGUCUCGAAAUUACGCUGAAUUUCUUCCAAUUCAUAACUUCAGCAAAACCAUUACGUGAUUCGCCGCAUACUUCCGCGUUAACAUCAAAAGAUCGUGAUCGUGGAUCUGCCGAUUUCUUUGAUCCCACUGAGUUCCUAAUUAAUAUCAGAUCUAAUGUUUUCCCUGUAAUCAGCGAGCUUUGGCAAAGUUCCUAUUUGGAAACAGCACCGGCAAAUAUAGUAAAAUCUGUAAUUCAAAAUUUGGUUCAGAUUUUGAAGGGAGACGGUGAGGUUAAUCAACGAGCAGAAGGAUCCUCAACAAGUAGCAGUAAUCUGGUUACAAACCCAUAUGUAUUUGGCAGGACUUUAGUCCCAGACGAAGCAAGAAUCCAACAAUUAUGUGAUAUGGGCUUCCCGCGUUCAGCUGCUGAAACUGCAUUAUUACGUUCAUCAAAUACCGAAGAAAAUACACAAGAAACGCGUAAUGAUACUCAAACAGAAACAACUUAUGCAGAGCAAAUUACCUCGCUCGACAACGCUGAAAAUGAAGAGGAAAGCUCGUCUAACGAUGAUCAAACCGCUCUUGAACAAGCGAUAGUUAUGUCAAUGCAAGGGGACGCCGAAGAUAGUAGUCUAAAUGGUUCUUCAGUUCCGAUGGAUAUGGACCCUGUCUCCAAGAAAGCGGAAAAAGGCAAAGGAAAAGAAGUUUCCACGAUAGAACAAUUCAAAUCAUUGCGGGAAAGUAUUAAAAUGACUGCUGCUCAGCAUGCACUCGAUCUUUUAACAAAAGUUGAAGACAUCAUUUUCGAAGUUAGAGAUUUGUUUGUGUUGAUUAGUAAAGAAAAAUUCGAAAGCAGCAUUGAACUAGUGUUCAAGAGUAUCGAAGAUGCUUCUAUUGAUUUGCAGUUUGCCGAUACGCAACGCACCAAAGUCUUGGGUUCGCGAUUACGACUUUUGGCGCUUUUAUUAAAUGAAGCUAGUAUUCAAACUAAAAUAUCAACAAUGCCGCUCUAUAUCCUACCAAUUGUUCUCGAUCUAAUUUCACAUGAAACUACAUUGUCUGUCGAAAAUCCUUUGUCAAAUUGGCUUGCGCCUGCUUUAUUAGUCGUAGAAGCAUUCAUCUCUUUAGCGGAUGAGCCAACAACUGUACCACUUGAUUAUAAGCCCGAGGACUCCAAAGAUAAUAUUGAUGAUAUUGAUACGAGUAAAGUCUCAGUGACGGAUGAGCAAAGGUCAAGUCUUUUAGGCUACACCUUGACAUUGAUUGAAAAACGAGAAUUUGACAAAGAUGUUCGUCAUGCAUUGCUUCGUAUCUUGGUUCGACUUACUCGUCGACACUCCGUUGCAAUUGAAUUUGUCAAAAGAAAUGGCCUCCCGAUACUUUUUAACCUGUUCAAAUCCAAAGCUCAUGAUUUCCAUCGCCAGCAAGUGUUUAUCGUCAUGAUUUUACGACAUAUUGUGGAGGAUGCCCAAAUUCUCGAAACUAUUAUGGAUCGUGAAAUAAAAAAUUGGUUCUCGCAUCCUCGUCCUCGCGUUGUCGAUAUUAACACUUACCUUCGCAAUAAUAGUCAGUUUACUCUACGUGAUCCACAAGUGUUUGUGCAAUCUACUAAGAAUGUGUGUAAAUUAGCGAAAUAUGAUUCGUCUGGAAGAAAUCCACAAAUUACUUUAGUUCGACCAGAAGCGGAUGAAGACAAUAUAGUUAACGAAGAGGAAAUGACAGACGUUAUUCCAUCAACUUCUGCAUCAGCUGAAAAAGGCAAAAAAUCUGCAUCAUUAUCAAACACUGAAGGAUCUGAGAAUUUAGUGUAUUUUCUGGCAAAUGAGUUAAUGACAAUACGCGAGCACACGCCAAAACAAACAAAUCAAGAGAAACAAGCUACAAAUGAUAUUAUUAGCGGCUCAUCUUCAACUCUUCUUGAUCUUGCUUCUGUGUCUCUGAAUAAUAAUACUAAUAGUAAUCAACCAGCAACAAUAACAAACUUUAAACCAGAAGAAAAUCAGGAAUACCUUUCUCGUUGCUUCAUUCUUCAAUGUUUAACAGAAUUGCUUUCUUCGUAUCCUUCAUGCAAAAUCGAAGUGGUUAAUCUUUCCCGUCGACGAACAAGCACCGGUCCAAAUACACCAACAAAACAUCACCGCCCUGCUCUCGUUAAUUAUUUGUUAAAUGAUCUAUUACCAUACGGAUGUGUCACACAAACAACUGAUGUCGAGAUGCGAAAACGUCUUGGGCAAUCUAAAUGGACAGUGGCGUUCUUUGUGGCUCUUUGCUCAUAUAACAACGAGUCCGAGGAUAAAAAACCUAAUCCAGAAAUUGCACAGGUUAGAAAAUUUGUUUUGGAUUGUAUUAAUCGAGCAUUUAACAGUGCUAUUCUUUCCAAUGAGCCACUUGAAGCAAAAUAUGGCAGACUUCUUGGUCUGGCUGAACUGUGCUAUGAACUUUUGACUGCCCGAAAUACGCCCAAUAACAAUGUCAAUAAACCAAUCGAAGAUGGUCCUAGUAGCAUCGCAAAAUUAAUGCUCGACAAGAAGUUUGUAGAUACACUAACAAGUGCCCUGGCUGAAGUCGAUCUUAAUUAUCCAUCAUCGAAAAAUUUAAUUAAUGCCUUGUUGAAACCAUUUGAAUUCUUAACAAAAGUUGCAAUCAAAAUUGGUCGAACCCCUGAACCUUCAAGUAAAGAUGCCCAAGGACAACCACCUCGACGUGAUAGCAUUUCUUCUGUGUCGUCUUUAUCUACUGAGGAAAUUCAUACCGAAGUAAUGGAUACUCCAGAUUUAUAUCAAAAUUCAGUCCUUGGUGCUCUUGAAGGCCGACUAAAUCCUGAACCUGAAGUAGAUGAUUCAUCCGAAGAUGACGAAGAAACAUAUGAACAUGAUGAAUACGAAGAAUCUGGCAGUGAUCUUAGUGAUGUAAGCCACGAAGAAUCCGAAGGGAGCGAUAACGAUGAGGAAGGUGACGAUAUGGAUGUUGAAAUUGUAAUUCCUCCAUCAGCUCAACGUCACUCCGAAAUGUCUGAUGACGAAGACGAAGAUCCUGACUUUGAAAUAAACCAUCAUGGAGAUAUUGAAGUUAUUGAAAAUGAGGAAGGCCGCCGUCAUCGUCAUACACGACAUGACCCAUUUGCUCAAGACGACGACGAUGAAAUAUCAGCAUCGGCAAUACGUCCUCGUGCAUUAUUUAGCUUUGGUAAUAGACGUCAUCGAGGAAUUUCAGCCCGUCGUGCAAUUCUAGAAGUUCAACCAGAUAGUCUUGAUUAUUUAUGGGGAGAUACAAGUGACCAAGGUCGUCAUGAAUUUCUCGGAAAUGAAGAUCUUCCGGGGUUAGGCAGAAGUCGUCCAAUAACCACAAGCGUUGAUGAUGUAUCAUCACAUCCACUACUUAUCAAUCGCUCUCCAGCACUUCCUACAGUCUCGGGAUCAGAUCAGCUACGAGGCCGUAGCUCAAGAAACGGUCCUUUAGGUGACUGGACACAAUCAAUCGAAGAAUUAAUAGGUGGAGGGGCAGUACAGUUAUUAGAACAACUUUUGAACAGAGGGCGAGGUUUAGGUGGCCCAUCAACAUAUCGUCUUGAAUUAAAUCCAGGAUCAACAGGACUAGUUAGUGGAAUUGAAGUUGAUCGUAUGUUCGCGAGACCACUAGUGACAUCGCAAGAUAGUGCAGUCACUACUCUUUCAGGAGACCCAGUGGCAGCAGUUCAAGAAUUUACUCCUGCACCUACUAGUCAACGUUGGUAUGAUGAAGCACGAAUAAUGUAUGGGACCGGAGUAGCAGAUAAAGCUGCAAAACUUGUAAAUCACAUAUUAAAUGCAUUAGUACCACAAGCCUUAAUAGAAGAGAAAAAACGUAAAGAGGAGGAAGCUCGUAAACUCCGAGAAGAGGAAGAACGCAGACUCCGAGAAGAGGAAGAGCGCAAACAAGUAGAGGAAGAAAAUCGUAAAAAAGAAGAGGACAAAGACGAGGAAUAUGAAGAGGCAGAAAGAGUAAGAUUGGAAUCCGAAUUUGCCUCAACAAGUGCUUCUACUACAGCUGAAGAUAAUCAAGCAACACUAACCGAACAGAUCACAAGUAAUAUAAUAGAGAGUGAUGUUAUGAUUGAAGAUGCUCCCCCGAUUGAGCAUGAAUCUGCAGAAAUCGAAUCUAUGGCUGCUAUGGAAGAACAAACAUCAUUUAUAAUAGAAGCAACUAGACCUGUUGAUAUUCCAUCUUCCGGUUCUGCAAUGGAAGAAGAAACUACGGUUUCUUCAAUGGAAACAGCAGAAAACAUAAUAGCAGUGGGUAACACAACAUCGGAAGAAGUGACUUCUAAUUUGGAUAUUUCAAUGGGCUCAGAAUCUGGUGUACCUACAGAAGAAACUACUGCCGCUACUAGCGUUUCGGAUGUCGCCAUGACAACUGAAUCUACAUCAGCCACGAAUGAAGCCGCUGAAAAUCAAAGUGAAACUGCGAAUGCACCGCCAGCACAGGAAAGAACUACUGUUAUGGUGAACGGCGAGUCUGUAGACAUCACGGACACCGGCAUUGAUCCGACUUUUCUUGAAGCACUACCUGAAGAUUUACGACAAGAAGUACUUAAUGAACAUUUGCCGCGUCAUCGUGCAAGACCUGCUGCACCUGCUGCAGAAAUGGAUAACGCUACUUUCUUUGCCACUUUGGAUCCAAUACUCCGUCAACAAGUACUAAUGGAACAAGAUGAAAUGAUUUUACAAUCUUUGCCACCUGCAAUUGUUGCUGAAGCUCACUCUCUUCGCGAAAGAGCAAAUCGACGAUACACAAGUGUACGAUCAAGAACAGCAUUGGCAAAUGCUGCACCAUUACAUGCACCUAAAAAACCGACAGUACAUCGUGACGCCAUGAAACUUGUUGAUACCGAAGGUUUAGCCACCUUGGUUCGCCUUCUUUUCUUACCUCAAGCACUUGGCAAAAAUCUUUUACACAAAUUACUUUUGAAUCUCUGCGAAAACAGCAAAACUCGUGGUGAAUUAAUAUCAAUGUUGUUAUCGAUUCUUCAAGAUGGAAGCGCGGAUGUCGCGGCUGUAGAUAAAAGUUUUGCGCAAAUGUCCUUAAAGAAUAAAGGAACACCACAUAGUACUAUAAAAGGAAAAGGCAACAGUGCCAAUAUACUUUCGCAGAUUGCUCAAACAGCUGGUGAAAAUGUGCCAAAUUUAAUUGCGCAGCGGUGUCUAGAAGCUUUGACAUAUAUAAUAACCUAUAAUGAAGCAUCUGUUAAUUAUUUCUUGACGGAACAUGAGCAAAUCAUUGGAUUAAAGAGAAGUAACAGCAAGAAAGGAAAGGAGAAGCAAUCAAAAGUUAUCACUAGCAAAUAUCCGGUUGUUGUAUUACUCAGUUUAUUAGACAAGCAAGUAUUUGUCAAAAACACCACUUUAAUGGACCAAUUAAUGCAUCUCUUGUCGUUUGUGUUACGUCCUUUAUCAACAAUGACGAAAUCUGAAUCUGCAAAAUCGCCAUCAUCAUCUUCACAGUCUAAUAAUGGUCUUGCAGAAGGAUCUUCAACCGCUGAUACUGGUAAUUUAACUGAUACAGUCUCGAAUGAUCCACCUGCUACGGAACAAAGCAACACACAAUCUUCUAAUGAACAAAACAUUGCAAGUAAUAAUUCUACAGUUAAUGAAUCUACGGAUCUUCCUGAUGAACAAAAUACUUCAAAUAACGACUCGAAUAAUCCGAAUAGUAACACAAAUUUGAAUUCGAAUCAGAAUAAUAAUGAAUCAGCGAAUAAUCAGCAAGGUUCAAACUCGAAUACUGAAAAUAGUAAUUCAGCAACUGCAGGACCAUCGAAUCCAAAACCUUCCCAAUCAGAAACACCAACAUUAAAACCACCGGUAAUUCCUGAUCAUUGCCUACGAUUAGUAGUUAAUGUCUUGACUGCUGGCGAAUGUACAAGCAACACCUUUAAAUACACCUCGAAUGUAAUAAAUUAUCUCUCAACAUUAAGUGGUGCUCGUGAUGUCAUUACAUCAGAAUUAGUAGAGAAAGCUCAAUCCUUGGGUAACGACAUCCUUGAAGAUCUUGAUGAAUUAGCACAAGUAUUAGAACAAGCAAAUUCGGGUGUUGAUGUCCAAGGCGUGACAUUAUCAAACUUCUCGCCUUCAUCUUCUAAACAAGCUAAGCUGCUCCGAGUUCUUAAAACUAUCGAUUAUAUGUACUCUAAACGACAACCACAGCAGCCAACAACCACUUCUAAUACACAAGUUGAAGUUGCUUUGGCGCCGACUGUCGAUCCUGAACAAGCGGACACAACACUUCCAAGAACUAAAGCUGAUAUCACAAAAUCAGGCACUAAAUUGACACAAGAUGAAGAAAAAGUAAUGAACAUUUAUGAUAGUCUACAGUUUACGGACUUAUGGAAGAAAUUGGGUCGAUGCUUAACUACAAUACAUGAGAAGUCUGAUAUGAUUCACGUGGCAACUGUACUUUUACCUUUAAUUGAAUCACUAAUGGUUGUAUGUAAAUAUGUUGGAAUGAGACCGACUACUACAACUCUCACAUCACAAGCUGGCGAAACAUCGGUAACAACGCCAACAACAGCGAAAACUAAUGAAACCAUGGAUGAAUUGUUCUUCACAUUUACCGAAGAUCACAGAAAGAUUCUUAAUACCAUGGUCAGAAAUAAUCCUUCAUUAAUGAGUGGAUCCUUCUCAUUGCUUGUGCAUAAUCCAAAGAUUCUUGAAUUUGAUAAUAAACGAAAUUACUUCACACAACAACUUCACAAACGGCCAAGUGGGCGCGAACAUUAUGGCACCUUACAAUUGAACGUUCGUCGACAAUAUGUAUUCGAGGACUCUUUCCAAUACUUGCAACGAAGAUCAGGUGAUGAAAUUAAAUAUGGAAAAUUAAGUGUUCGUUUCUAUGAAGAGGAAGGCGUGGAUGCUGGUGGUGUCACGCGAGAAUGGUUCCAAGUGCUUGCCCGACAAAUGUUCAACGAAAAUUAUGCCUUGUUCAAGACUUCCAAUGCUGACAGACUUACUUAUCAACCAAACAGAGCUUCUUUUGUUAAUCCUGAACAUUUAUUAUUCUUCAAAUUCGUUGGUCGUGUAAUUGGCAAAGCUAUUUAUGAUGGACGAUUACUAGAUGCUUAUUUCACUCGUUCAUUCUAUAAACAUAUUCUUGGCAAACCUGUCGACUAUCGAGACGUCGAAGCCAUCGAUCUGGAAUAUUAUAAUAGUUUAGUAUGGAUAUUAGAAAAUGACAUCUCAGCGAUGGAUGAUUUGACGUUCAGUGUCGAAGAUAAUGAUUUCGGUGCAACGAAACAAGUUGAAUUGAAGCCAGGUGGUGCAAAUAUACGCGUCACUGAAGAAAAUAAACGUGAAUAUGUGAAACUUGUGACGGAACAGAAAUUGACAUUAGCAAUCAAAGAUCAAAUAGCAAACUUCCUUGCUGGAUUCCACGAAAUCAUUCCACCACAUCUAAUCAGUAUAUUCAACGAACAAGAACUAGAGUUGCUCAUCUCUGGAAUGCCUGAUAUCGACAUUGACGACUGGAAAAAUAACACCGAAUACCAGAACUACACUUCGUCGUCACCACAAAUUCAAUGGUUCUGGCGAGCAGUACGAAGCUUUGAUCAAGAAGAACGAGCCAAAUUAUUGCAGUUUGUCACCGGCACUUCUAAAGUUCCGCUAGAAGGCUUUUCGGCACUGCAGGGUGUACAUGGUGUCCAGAAAUUCCAAAUACAUAAAGAUUUCUCGAGUCCAGAUCGUCUUCCAUCAGCUCACACAUGGUAUGUUUAUUAA
Molecule: messenger RNA, 11220 nt
Organism: Ambispora leptoticha
Lineage: Eukaryota; Fungi; Glomeromycota; Glomeromycetes; Archaeosporales; Ambisporaceae
Source: the annotation of a GenBank genome assembly